AUGCCAUCAUCGUUAAGAAGAAAAAGAUCUAAUUCUGUUGAUUCUGAUGAUUCUGACGGUGAUAAUGGCAUCCGCCAUUUACCCCCUUCGUCCCCACAGGGUCAGCGAUAUCCCCCUUCAUCACCACCAGCAGCUUUUUUUGAUGAUUCAGAGAAUCGAGAAGAUGAGAUUAGAGAUGAAGAUGAUAUUGAUGAACUAGAGGAACUUGCAGAAGAAGUUGAAGGAGAAGAUCUUUAUGGAGAUAACAUGUACAAAGAUUAUCAAACACGAGAUGACGAUAACUACGAUUUAAAUGAUGACCAAAUCGAUGAUGCCAACUAUGACGAUGAUCCAGAAGCUCGUCGAAAAGCUGAACAACAGCUUGAGUACCGUGACCGAUUGCUGCAGAGAACUCGCCAGGGUCUGCCUGAUGCCUUUGUUCCAAUGGAAGAAGAAGAGGAGGAUCUAUAUGGUGGAGCGCUUCCUACAACACGACGUCAUAGAUACAGAUAUGAAGAUGACGGUACUGAUGGACUUGAUGAAGAAGGAUUGGCUCCACAACUGUUAUCAUUAGAAGCCAUUGCCGAUGUUAAAGCAAAUACAGUUGCUGAGUGGAUAUCAAUUCCAAUAGUCAACAAUAGUAUUGCUCGGGAGCUAAAAAAGUUUUUGGUAGAACUGACAGAUGAAAACAAUGAAUCAGUAUAUGGCUCGAGAAUUCGUACUCUUGGAGAACAGAACUCCGAGUCUCUCGAAGUCGAUUACAAUCACUUGAUGGAAAGCAGAGCUACCUUGGCUAUUUUUCUUUCGUUGGCCCCGGCUGAGAUGCUGCGCAUCUUUGACGUUGUGGCUAUGGGCGUCGUGUUGAUUCAAUAUCCACAAUAUGCUUCUAUUCACUCUGAGAUCCACGUGCGCAUCACAGGAUUGCGAGAAAUCUUGACUCUUCGCGAUUUGCGCGAAGCCCAUAUCAACAAGCUUGUUCGUGUGACUGGUGUUGUGACUCGCAGAACAGGUGUUUUCCCUCAGCUUAAAUACGUGAAGUUCAAUUGUGUCAAGUGCAACACCGUUUUAGGUCCAUUUGUUCAAGACUCGAAUUCUGAAGUCAAGGUUUCCUUCUGUCAUAGUUGUAGUUCACGAGGUCCGUUUGUGCUCAACUCUGAAAAAACCCUGUACAGAAAUUUCCAAAAAAUCACACUACAAGAAUCCCCUGGCACAGUUCCAGCUGGUCGUUUGCCACGACAUCGAGACGUUAUUUUGUUGUGGGAUUUGAUUGAUUCAGCAAAGCCUGGUGAAGAAGUUGAUAUUAUCGGCAUUUAUAAAAACUCAUAUGAUGGGUCACUAAAUGCCAAAAACGGUUUCCCUGUGUUUUCCACAGUUAUUGAAGCUAACUCUGUGAAACGAAGAGAUGCUGGUCGUGUUGGAGAGUUUAACCUGUCAGGAGAAGAAGAGCGCCGAAUUCAAAACCUGAGUAAGCAACGGGGUAUCAUUGACAAGAUUAUAACUUCGAUGGCACCAAGUAUCUACGGCCAUAGAGACAUCAAAACAGCAAUUGCGUGUUCUCUUUUUGGUGGUGUUUCAAAGAAUGUGGGCAACAAACAUAGCAUUCGUGGCGACAUUAAUGUAUUGCUUCUUGGUGAUCCCGGUACGGCCAAGUCACAGUUUCUAAAAUAUGCAGAAAAGACAUCACAUCGAGCGGUAUUCGCCACUGGUCAAGGUGCCUCUGCUGUCGGUUUAACCGCGUCUGUACGCAAGGAUCCUAUCACACGUGAAUGGACUUUAGAAGGUGGUGCCCUCGUGCUGGCUGAUAAAGGUACCUGUUUAAUUGACGAGUUUGAUAAAAUGAAUGACCAAGAUCGCACAUCUAUUCAUGAAGCAAUGGAACAACAGUCCAUUUCAAUCUCUAAAGCAGGUAUUGUGACGACGCUACAGGCGCGGUGCGCCAUUAUAGCUGCAGCCAAUCCCAACGGUGGUCGGUACAAUGCCACUAUACCCUUUUCACAAAAUGUAGAUUUGACAGAACCUAUUUUGUCACGUUUUGAUAUUUUGUGCGUGGUUCGUGAUAUGGUCAACCCGGAGAUUGAUGAGCAGCUGGCCUCCUUCGUUCUGGAUUCACAUAUGACUGCACACCCUGAUGAUAAUGAUGAAGAUGAUGGCGAUGAUGAUGAUGAUGAUGAUGAUGAUGAUGAUGAUGAUGAUGAUGAUGAUGGAAUUGCUAAAUCUAAAGAUAAAGCUAUGGAAGAAAAUGAAACAACUCAGCCUUCCCAGCGUUUGGGUUCUACUGGCCCAGAUUUGUCUCAAGAUCCAAUGAAUCAAAAAUCCAAGUAUGCUGAAGUUCAAGAGAAUGCUAUUCCUCAAGACCUUUUAUGCAAGUAUAUUUAUUAUGCUCGCACAAGAGUAACACCGAUGAUGUACAACAACAGCUACGAAGAUAAGCUCAAGGAUUUAUAUGCUGCGCUUCGUCGCGAGUCUAUUGCCACUGGUUCUUAUCCCAUUACUGUUCGACAUUUUGAGAGUAUCAUUCGUAUUGCUGAAGCUUUUGCAAGAAUGGAAUUACGUGACUUUAUAACUGAAUACCAUAUUGAGCGUGCUAUCAAGGUAACUACGCAGUCAUUUAUUGGCGCUCAGAAGCUAAGUGUUAGACGAUCGCUGCAGCAAAGCUUCGCAAAGUAUACUUUAUAG
Molecule: messenger RNA, 2655 nt
Organism: Magnusiomyces paraingens
Lineage: Eukaryota; Fungi; Ascomycota; Dipodascomycetes; Dipodascales; Dipodascaceae
Exons: 2
Coding region: 1-2655 (884 amino acids)
Biological process (GO): mitotic DNA replication initiation; DNA replication; double-strand break repair via break-induced replication
Cellular component (GO): nucleus; MCM complex
Molecular function (GO): single-stranded DNA binding; ATP binding; 3'-5' DNA helicase activity
Source: RefSeq, a predicted model, not a curated record